CCUCUGGUCUUCCUUUUGUUGACUGAAUAGGCCCUAGGACACCUCUUUGAAAAGACUCCGCAGUGUUCAAAAUCACUCCUACAAUCAGAUUCUCUCUUCACAAUGGAUCUCAGUGCUGCACAUCACCGCAUACCUCUAAGUGAUGGAAACAGCAUUCCCAUAAUCGGACUUGGUACCUACUCAGAACCUAAAUCAACCCCUAAGGGAGCCUGUGCAAUAUCGGUGAAGGUUGCUAUCGACAUAGGGUACCGACACUUUGAUGGGGCCUACGUCUACAAAAAUGAACAUGAAGUUGGGGAGGCCAUCAGGGAGAAGAUAGCAGAAGGCAAGGUGCAGAGGGAAGACAUCUUCUACUGUGGAAAGCUAUGGGCUACAAAUCAUGUCCCAGAGAUGGUCCGCCCAUCUCUGGAGAGGACACUCAGGGUCCUCCAGCUAGAUUACGUGGAUCUUUACAUCAUUGAAUUACCCAUGGCCUUUAAGCCAGGAGAUGAAGUAUACCCUAGAGAUGAGAAUGGCAACUGGUUAUAUCACAAGUCAAAUCUGUGUGCCACUUGGGAAGCUAUGGAAGCUUGCAAAGAUGCUGGCUUGGUGAAAUCCCUGGGAGUGUCCAAUUUUAACCGCAGGCAACUGGAGCUCAUCCUGAACAAGCCAGGACUCAAACACAAGCCAGUCAGCAACCAGGUUGAGUGCCAUCCAUAUUUCACCCAGCCAAAACUCCUGAAAUUUUGCCAACAACAUGACAUUGUCAUUAUUGCAUAUAGCCCUUUGGGGACCAGUAGGAAUCCAUUCUGGGUGGAUGUUUCUAUUCCUCCUUUGUUAAAGGAUACACUUCUAAACUCACUGGGGGAAAAGUACAAUAAGACAGCAGCUCAAAUUGUUUUGCGUUUUAACAUCCAACGAGGGGUGGUUGUCAUUCCUAAAAGCUUCAAUCCCGAAAGGAUCAAAGAAAAUUUUCAGAUCUUUGACUUCUCUCUCACUGAAGAAGAAAUGAAGGAUAUUGAAGCCUUGAAUAAAAAUGUCCGCUUUGUACAAUUGCUCAUGUGGCGCGAUCAUCCUGAAUACCCAUUUCAUGAGGAAUACUGACUGCAGGGAGUUCCUGAACAGAUUUUUCUCUCCCACGAGUGCCAAGACUGUGGGAUGGGUAGUCCCCCAGAUGUGAAAAUGAAAGGGGUUUUACCAUCCUGAGGUGAAAUAAUGAUGGAAAUGUGUUUAACGUUUGUGUCGUGUCAGUGACUUUGAACUAGUCACAUUGAAGUAAAAAUAUUAAAAUCUAUUGAAAUAACUCUUA
Molecule: messenger RNA, 1288 nt
Organism: Saimiri boliviensis boliviensis (Bolivian squirrel monkey)
Lineage: Eukaryota; Metazoa; Chordata; Mammalia; Primates; Cebidae
Gene: AKR1D1
Product: aldo-keto reductase family 1 member D1
Biological process (GO): bile acid biosynthetic process
Molecular function (GO): Delta4-3-oxosteroid 5beta-reductase activity
Source: RefSeq, a predicted model, not a curated record